Ordospora pajunii is the source of this 714-nucleotide messenger RNA. RefSeq lists its product as uncharacterized. The record is from RefSeq and is a predicted model, not a curated record. NCBI's taxonomy places the organism in Eukaryota, Fungi, Microsporidia, Ordosporidae. Gene Ontology annotation, biological process: chromosome segregation. The coding region runs from base 1 to 714 and encodes 237 amino acids. The transcript has a single exon. Gene Ontology annotation, cellular component: Ndc80 complex.
AUGACGGCGGAAUCAGUGGCUGCAAAUGUUGAGAGGAUCCGAGAGAUGAUGGAUGGGAUUCUGAGGGAUACCGAUGGGUAUCUUGAGAGAUAUAGGAGUUAUGUGAUGCAUGCAAGAGGGAUGAUAUGCAGAGACAAGCAGGAGGGCGAGGUUCUGCUGCAGACGGUGGCUUCUACUCUGAACGAGAUGAAGGAGAAGAACGAGAUGCUGGUUUCAGAGAGGAAUGCGCUGAAGGCGAAAAUUGAGCAAGAUAGCGAGGACAUGAGGAUGUCGGAUAACGAGCGACAUGAGCUGCUGAACCAAAUCAAGGAGUUGGAGAUGAGCAGCUUUGGGUUGAGCGAAGUAUCCAAGGAGAAGAAAGGCAUGUCUGGAGCACUUGUACGGAAGAUGGAGAUGGUUUCUGAGAGAAAUAAAUUGAGGGAGAAGCAGAUGGAAACGAAGGUGGGGCUGUUUAGGAAGUGCCUUGGGAUGGACAUAGUUCCGAUAAGAGAGAAUGUGAUUAAGAUUGUGUUUGGGAAGAUGUGUGCAGAUGAAUCUGUGGAGUGUUUUGUGAUGCUUGACUUGUCUAUAGACAUGCCUGUUAUUGACAUGUUUCCGAGGAUUGACAGUGUUGAGCGGAUGAAUGCAAUGUUUAGAGUGCAUGGGAAUUUCCAUGACUUUCUUAGUGCAGUGAGAAGGGAGUUUAGGAAGGAGUACACGAGGAUGCAGCCAUGA